AUUUCCCCUGUAAAUCGUACAUUUCUCAGUUAACUUAUACCGUAUAGAAUGUCUUGUGACAAGGUCUGUCCAUGUCCGCGUGGUAUAGAUUACUAUGGAGUAUUAUCCUUGAAAAAGAACAGUGAUGACUUAGAGAUCAAGGCAGCAUUUCGCCGUCUGGCGAUACGAUAUAAUCCCAUACGAGCAAAAGAUGAAAGUUUGUGGACCAUAUUCUCCUUAGUGGCUGAAGCAUACGAUGUGCUUUCGAACCCUUUUAAACGGGCGAUAUACGAUCAAUUCGGUGAAGAAGGCCUUAAAAAUGGUGUGCCUGGAGACGAAGGAUUUAUCCAGCCAUACAUUUAUCACGGUGAACCAAUGAGAACUUAUAGGGAAUUCUUCGGAACGGAAAGUCCUUAUGCUGAUCUAUUCCAUGUACUAACACAGCCCUCGUCUGUGCUCGAAUUUCCCGAGGGGCGGGGUUUAAAGCGCAAGGAAGAGCCUCUGAUAAAAACCUUGUAUCUAACCCUACUGGAGGUACCAUAUCGACGUUUUACUUUAUUUAUAGUUUCUCUUUCUCCGGUGUUAAUCACCGUAGAUAACAUCGGGGAUCGUUACGGCAAACCUUGUGCUUACUUAUUUUUACUUGAAUACCGUCCAAUUAAAUUAAUUUCACCGGUCCCUAUUUUCUCUGAUUCUGAUUGUCUUCGCUUUUCCAUAAGAUUUUCCUUCGAUACGAGAGAUGACAAGUCUAAAACAGUGACGAAAGAAAAGAUUCUAACGAUACCUAUUAAGCCUGGCAUCCCGACAGGAACAAGGAUCAUUUUCCCCGAGGAAGGUGAUCAAGGACCCACGAAGAUUCCUGGUAAAUUGUUACAUCAUUUUCAGGCUCGAAAGCACGUCAGCGUAGCGGAUGUAAUCUUCAUCACGGAGGACCGGCCUCACGAGACCUUCCGAAGAGAGGGCUCUGACUUGCACAUGACGGUCGAUAUCUUUCUGCGAGAGGCACUGACCGGAACAGUGGUCACCGUCAACACCCUCGACGACAGAACCCUUCGAAUACCGAUAACGUCUGUCAUCGCGUACGUCUCCCUAUCGCAUUAUAGGCCAAAUUAUCGGAAAUACAUACUCAAAGAAGGACUGCCCCUACCGGAAAAUCCAAAAGACAAAGGAAACUUGAUCAUCACGUUCAACAUUGAAUUUCCGGUGUACCUGCCGGUAUCGAAUAAAACUUAUAUUAAGAAGGCAUUCGAUACGUCAGAAGAUAUUAGAAACACUGAAUACAUUCAUCGUCUUAUUCUGGCUAAUAAAAUGCGUAGAAACAUGGAUUUCGAUGUACCUGUACGUCGAGAUCCUGACGACGAAGAAGCGAAACAGUUGGAUUCUGAAUGUAAUUCUUAG
This is a messenger RNA of Osmia bicornis bicornis, 1377 nucleotides long. Its product is annotated as dnaJ homolog subfamily B member 13-like. The record is from RefSeq and is a predicted model, not a curated record. Gene Ontology annotation, cellular component: cytosol. Gene Ontology annotation, molecular function: protein-folding chaperone binding. Lineage: Eukaryota; Metazoa; Arthropoda; Insecta; Hymenoptera; Megachilidae. The coding region runs from base 49 to 1377 and encodes 442 amino acids. The transcript is spliced from 6 exons.